Messenger RNA from Clarias gariepinus (North African catfish), 3572 nucleotides. It is a transcript of the gene wnt5a, whose product is annotated as wingless-type MMTV integration site family, member 5a. Gene Ontology annotation, biological process: canonical Wnt signaling pathway; multicellular organism development; cell fate commitment. The record is from RefSeq and is a predicted model, not a curated record. Gene Ontology annotation, cellular component: extracellular region. NCBI's taxonomy places the organism in Eukaryota, Metazoa, Chordata, Actinopteri, Siluriformes, Clariidae. The transcript is spliced from 5 exons. Gene Ontology annotation, molecular function: cytokine activity; frizzled binding. The coding region runs from base 858 to 1982 and encodes 374 amino acids.
AAGGAGAGAGAGAGAGAGAGAGAGAGAGCGCAGGUGACAAAGCUGAAGAGAAGCGCCAGUUUCGACUCACAUCAUUUCACCGCUCUUAGCUGGUCAGAGCGUCGCCUCCGGUCGGGAAAUACACCUUUUCAGUGGCUGCAAGAUCUCUUCUAGUUCUGUUCCUCUGGUUUUGUUACAGUCGCCGCAGUUUUGGAAGAGUGAUUGUGUACUUCGAAAGACACGUUGGUCAUGGAGAGUUUGGUGCUUCUGGGGAAAUUGAGAGUCCAGUAACCGGGCCGUGUUUGUGUCCAGCCAUUGCCGUGUGGAUAUAGUAGCAGGUAGAGCAAAACAAACAGAAAACACUGCCUCGUUUAUGGAUUAAAAACGUGGCGAAAACGCGAUUUUAUUUAUGUUCAUCAGCGUCUAUAAAUACGCAGGAUUUCCUGUGAAAUCGUACAUGGGAACUUCUGAGGACGAGAAAACGCGUUCGCCCGCGGUACCAUUGCUUGCUUGUGAAUGUAUGUGUUGGUAAGUGUUUCCACAAGUUUAUACCCACGCCUCUCUAACAAAAAGAAAAGCAAUCAAAAAAAGGUACUUAUUAUUUGGACUGCUUCAGCUCGUGGUAAAUUCUCUCCUACAUCCCUCAUUUCCAUGCCCUUCAUGCCCAUCUACUGUACAAGCAGCACUUAGAGGUCGGACCUUCGAGCUCUUGUUUCUUUUUUUUACCCCACCGUGGAUUGCGACUGUUUCAGGCUCAUAUAGAACUUUGGGAUACAUAUAAGUGCACUUUGCUUUGGAAUUUAAAUUCCAAUUACACCGAUUCCAGGAGGCACACCUCCACCACACGGACCACUUCACUGAGUAGCUGCUCUUUAAGGAUGCUCUUCAGAAACAGACUAUCAUUCUUUGGCUGGGUCAGAGCCAUGGACACGCGACAUGGAGUGGUUGCAAUCACUUUCCUGGCCUUCUUCAUGCAAGUAGUGGUGGAGGCUACCUCAUGGUGGUCUCUGGCUAUGAAUCCAUUGCUGAUUCCUGAGGCUUACAUCAUAGGCGCACAGCCGCUGUGCAGUCAGUUGUCAGGCUUGUCUAAAGGCCAGAAGAAGUUGUGCCAGCUGUACCAGGACCACAUGCAGUACAUUGGUGAGGGCGCGAAGACGGGGAUCCGUGAGUGCCAGUACCAGUUCCGCCACCGACGCUGGAACUGCAGCACAGUAGAUAAUUCUUCAGUGUUUGGCCGUGUCAUGCAGAUUGGGAGCCGAGAAGCAGCAUUUACCUACGCAAUAAGCGCAGCAGGUGUUGUGAAUGCAGUAAGUCGGGCAUGCAGGGAGGGCGAGUUGUCAAGCUGUGGCUGCAGUAGGGCAGCUCGGCCCAAAGAUCUUCCACGAGACUGGCUUUGGGGAGGUUGUGGAGACAACCUUAACUACGGCUACCGCUUCAGCAAAGAGUUUGUGGAUGCCCGAGAACGAGAAAAGACCUAUGAGAAAGCCUCCACGGAAAGUGCACGGCUCUUGAUGAAUCUCCAUAACAAUGAAGCAGGACGGAGGAUGGUUUCUGACCUGGCUCACGUAUCAUGCAAGUGCCACGGCGUGUCGGGUUCAUGCAGCCUGAAGACCUGCUGGCUCCAGCUGGCUGAUUUCCGCAAAGUGGGUGAUGCACUGAAAGAGAAGUAUGACAGCGCAGCAGCCAUGAAAAUUAAUGCACGUGGCAAGCUGGUGCAGGUGCAUUCUAAGUUCAACCCACCCACCAGCCAUGACCUGGUGUAUGUGGAACCAAGCCCAGACUACUGCGUACAGAACCACAGCACUGGCUCACUGGGCACACAAGGGCGUCUCUGCAACAAGACCUCUGAGGGCAUGGACGGUUGCGCGCUUAUGUGUUGUGGCCGUGGCUAUGACCAAUUCAAGGCCACGCUUGUCGAGCGCUGCCACUGCAAGUUCCACUGGUGCUGCUAUGUCAAAUGCAAGCGUUGCACAAGGGUCGUUGAUCAAUUUGUGUGCAAGUAGCCUGCUGCCAGUUUGGAAAAAAAGUGUUGUGCGCAAGUAGGAUCCUUUUUCCCAAAAGAAGAUGGGAGAACUUUUGGCAAAGCUGGGGAAUGGAAAGGGGGAAAAAAACUAUAUAAAUUAUAUUUAUAGAGUCAAAACAAUUAUACUGUUUUAGAAAAGACUGACCUCAUUGUGUGUGUUUUUUACAUUCUCAAAGCAAUAGGUACAAGAAGUUUAAAGAAACAGAGUAUUUAUUUUCUGUGAUUUGUCUUUUGUUGUUUUUCCCCGUUUUUUUAAAUGUGGAAUUUGUCACAGUAAGUGCAAUCGGACUACCUGGACAAAAGUAAAAUUUUCUGAUUAUCCACAAAAGGGUAAAUUAUUUAAUUUUGGCCCUUUAAGAGGUUUAAGUGCCACAAUGGCAUUAUACUCAACCCCACAAAGUGACAAGUAAUGCGGUGUCAUACUGUUUCAUUUCAGUCUCAACCACUGUCUGCCUGUGUUUGUAUAUCACUAAGAGUGGAUAUAUUAUGGUGAUUGUGUGCUGCAUGGAUAAGCUGAUUGAUGUGUCUUAAACCCAAGCACACUUAAGCUUUACAAGCUACCCCUGUUAUAGAUCAGCAGGUCUUUACAAUAACCUGGUGCAAAGAACUGCUUUACAUUUCAGCUUCAGGGUGUUGCUAUAAGUGAAGUGUGGAACUAUUACAUGUUUAUUUUACACAGAUUUCUGCACGGAGUGACCAUGCAACUGAAGCUGUCUGACAAGAGCAGCCUGCAAAAAAAUGUCACUCAUGCUUUAAGUUCUAUGCACCUGUUUUCUAGUGGCACAUAUGGUAAAGGUGCUGCAACUUGAGCCACGUAAGAAAGCAGGCCAUAGUUUUGGGACAAAAAGCACUUUGGGAAGCUGGGAGUCUACAUGGUUGAGUAUGAAAAUGUAUAGGCUUUGUUUAGAGUGUGAACAAUGCACAAUGGUGGUGCUGACUUAAGAUAAGGGAUUGACACUGGGAAAUGGCUAAAAUGUAACUGUUUAAAAUGUUCUUUACACUUGUUUAUUCUUGAAAGGCACAUCCAUGUUGGCACCUAUGCCCAUCUGACAAACAUGCCUUUUUCGAAAUAUUCAUCAUUUUGGGAUUUCUUGUCAUAAACUUUCAUUUAACUACUAUACAGUUACCACUAGUUAUUCAUUAUUGCAUUUUAUCAUUACUACUAUAAUUCAAUCAUUAUAAGUUCAACCAGUAUAUUUAUUAGCUGACAAACAUUGAGGCUUUUAAAGGUAUUUCUUGUGACUGACUUUUUUUAUAUAUAUAUAUAUAUUUUCUUUUUAAAUCAAACUGUUAAUGUGCUUUAAUAAAUUUUAAAUAUUAACAAAGUCAAGCAUCUGAAACAAACCAUUGAAUCAUUGAACCAGCAUGUAUUUCUAUACUAUGCAACAACAUGCCACCUUAAAAGUGUGUAUGUGUAUUAUGAGAUAAAUAGUUCUAUGUUUGUACAGAAAUUUAUAAAGGUAAGAUCUGUAUUUUUAUAUUUUGUCAUCCUGAGCAUUUAAACUCUUCAUACAAUAUGAGAAGAUUAUUCUUAGUCAAAAAAUGCAAGUCUUUGAACAAAUAAAACAAA